Pararge aegeria (speckled wood butterfly) is the source of this 4220-nucleotide messenger RNA. RefSeq names its product ETS-like protein pointed (gene pnt). The transcript has 11 exons. The coding region runs from base 149 to 1603 and encodes 484 amino acids. Gene Ontology annotation, biological process: regulation of transcription by RNA polymerase II; cell differentiation. The record is from RefSeq and is a predicted model, not a curated record. Lineage: Eukaryota; Metazoa; Arthropoda; Insecta; Lepidoptera; Nymphalidae. Gene Ontology annotation, cellular component: nucleus. Gene Ontology annotation, molecular function: sequence-specific DNA binding; DNA-binding transcription factor activity, RNA polymerase II-specific.
GGCAGGGUUGUACUCCGCUCGCGCCGCGUCCCGCGUCUAGAGUGCCAUCCAAAAGAAUACCCGUGCAAACAAAACACAUUUUCCGUAACAGUGUUGUGACAUAAUUGCUAAUCUGGAUAAUAUAAUCAAAAUCGAGAGUCCCAGCAGUAUGAAGCUGGAGUGGACGGAAAGCGAGUCCGACUAUGGACUAGAGGAGGCCGCGUUUUACGAGGCACCCGCCGCCAUACCGCCGGCUCCGCGCAAACAUGUCUCCUUCAACUUGCGACUUGAGCUGUGCGAUGAAGGCGGCGGCGCAGCCGAAGGUAUCAAGACGGAGCCUCCCGAAGCAGAGGAGCCUCGCACGAUGCAGAAAGUACCUUCGCUUUCCGAUCUCACAGAUCCUGAAGCUUCCCUUGACAUCCCGUCGCAGGUGCCACCGCUCACGCCCGGCACCAACAAGAAGAUGGCCGAGGCGCUGAAGGCCACCUUCGCCUCCUGGGAGAAGGAACAGCUGCGCCUCGGCGUGCCAAAAGAUCCUAGACAAUGGAGCGAGGCGGCUGUAGCGGCGUGGCUUCGUUGGGCAGCGCGGGAGUUCUCACUGGAAGGCGUAGCACUUCAACAGUUUGCGCGUGUGCAGGGCAAAGACAUCUGCGCCAUGGGCAGGGAGGAAUUCGUUGCACGAGCGCCAGCCUUCAUGGGAGACAUACUAUGGGAACACCUGGAGAUAUUACAAAAAGAUGUAGAGAAAGAGCGAUCACUGCUCGCGAACGUUCCACCGAACAUGUAUGAGAGCAACGUAUGCCUGCCCGAACUGCCUGACUAUAUUCCGCCACCUGCACACCACUACAACAAUAACAAUAAUACGGGGGGCUACACAACAGGCGGUCCCCGCGAAACAAACACCUACUACACAGAAGCAAGCGGCGGCGCGGCGGCACCAACACAUGCGCCUGCGCCGGCCGCGGCUUCACCCCUCGACGAGUACUACCAGCCCGAGUACCCACCGCCAGCGCCCUCGCAGCCGUACCUCGACGACUACUACCACCACGCGCAUGCGCAUACGCAGCCCCUAUUACACGAGCACAAAUACCAGCCACACGCGUACAGCAAGCCUUAUCCGAGAACGACAGGCGGGAGAUACGGCGCGGGCGGAGAAGUUUACGGCGAGGCUUACGCGACGGAGUACGGAGGCUGCGCGGAGUGGAGCGAGUGGCCUGGCGAACAGCAUGCGCUACUUCCGCAAGACAAGCUGCCCUACCCGACUUCCGGGCCCUGCUUCACUGGCUCAGGCCCCAUCCAGCUGUGGCAGUUUCUGCUGGAGCUGCUCACGGACAAGAGCUGCCAGGGUUUCAUCUCGUGGACCGGCGACGGCUGGGAGUUUAAACUCACUGACCCUGAUGAGGUGGCUAGACGCUGGGGCAUCCGCAAGAACAAGCCUAAGAUGAACUAUGAGAAGCUUUCCCGCGGACUCCGUUACUACUACGACAAGAAUAUAAUCCACAAGACGGCUGGCAAGCGCUACGUCUACCGCUUCGUCUGCGACCUGCAGAGCUUGCUUGGAAUCUCACCAGAGCAACUGCACGCAAUGUACGAGCCUAAAAUGGAGAAGAAAGACGACGACUGAUCCCGACUCUACAUCACCACGUCUCACCACAUUCAUUUAGUAAAUUAGUAAAUGAAAAAAUGGAAUUCAAAAGCUACCUUCUCAACCAUACACAAUAAAAAUAAGCAUAAAGCCAUAAACGUGUACAUAUUUCUGUCACUAAAAAUACAAUUCUUUUGUUUUUGUAAGCCGAGCGCAAAUCUUACUGUUUGGUAUGAAUUUGCUUGGCUUGAUACAAAAUUAACUGUACGUAUUAUCUGUUAUGAAACAAAAUCAUAUUAUUAAUUCAAAUAGAUGCGAUUUCUAUAUUGCAUCUACCCUACCAGCUGAAUUGGCGUGUCCACACUAUAGGUAUUCUUAUGAACCUAGGUAUAACUUACUCAAAAAGUACGUAAUUUAAAAAAUUAAAAACACAACUGCUACAUCAAUACUGUAAUAAGGUGGAUGCGCAAUGCAUCCAAAUCUGUUCAGGCAUUUACAAGUUGUGGUUGAAUAAAUUUUUAUUACACUCCAUUGGCCAGUCGUGUAAAAUAAUAAAAACUUGUUCAAUUUCAGAGUCAUCCUUCCAAAUGACCCUCUUGUAAAGUUUGCGUGCCGUGCUAGUUAUUAUUCUAUUUUUUUUCUAACUUGUCUUAUUAUGUAAGCAAUGUUUUCACUAAUUUUUAGUAUGAUUCAAAAUAUAUAAAUAAAAUAACGUUUGUUAAGAUCAAUAAAAGUAGGUGAAAUAAAAAAAAUAUUCUUUGAAUCGUUAUUUUUACAUUAUUCAUAUUUUAAAAACAUACAUUCUUUACUGUAAAAAGUAAUAUAAAUAUUGUUUACAUAUGACAAGGUAAUAAAAAUGGUUUAACGCAUGCUAUAAAGGCAUGUAGACGCGACAUGAUAGAGAUAAAAAACUCAAGAGUGUAAACACGCCAUAGUAAGUUUAAAAAUGCUACUACGACCUCGAAAUCCUACUUUUUUUCAUGUAUACUUCCAAAACGUAGUGUUUCAGUAAAAAUGUCGGAUUUGAUCUCAUGCACAUCCACCAGUGGAAUUUAUUUACUUACUAAUGAGGUUUAAAUCUAAAUGGUUUUAAUAAAUAUCAUACCAUACCUACAUACUUACUUAUAAGUACCAGAUUAACCAAUGGUGCCUUAACACAAACAGACUGUUGUUGUUUUUUCUAUAUUGAUUUAAAAAAACCAACAUUAAUUUAAAAUAAUAACAAGAUUAAAAAUAAAUUAAACUCAGGCUAAGUUCAGUAAUCUCAAAAAUAUUAUUUUAUAAUGAUUUCUGUCGUAAGAUCUAAUUUUUAAAUGAUACACAAAAAUAUCCGAAGUAUGGGGUAAAGUAAAAAUAUACCUACACAUUUUCAUUGCUCAUUUCUAUAACAAGAAAAAAAAAAUUAUAACUUUCAAUGAUAUUAGUUCAAUGAAAAUGGAGUCCAAUGUCGAGAAGUUUUGCUUAAACUUUUCGCAUUAUUUUUAGAGAUCUAUUUGACACUUGUUUUUAUUUUACGUUACUGUCUUUCGAAGCUAUCCUAAUCUACUAUUAGAAGAAUAUAACUAACUUGCUUUUAGCACUGUUAUUAUUUAUGGAAGCUUUUUCUGGGGCUUAAGAAAUCGUUUAUAAUAUAAUUUCAUCCCAUUUUUACAACGUGAUGUCUAUUUGUAUGCGUUUUACGCACAUUUGGAACUCUUGAUUGAUCCAAAUUUUUAUUUCUUUUUGACAUUUAUGUUUGUGCCUACUCGUCCUUCCCAAAUAUCCGUUAAAUGUACCUACCUAUAGUAUACUAUACCUAUACCUCUAGGUACAUACAAACAUUUUUUUAUUUCAAUCACAUUGUUAAGUACUCAUUUUGACAACCCCUGAACUAGGUACUGAGAGUUAGUAAUAAACAAUAGAUUAAAAUAAUAAAAAAAUCUGCUAUCACUUUAAUAGUACUGUAUAUAUAAGUUAAUUUUGUUACUUUAAAAAAUAAUUAGGUAUUAUAAUAUUAUAAUAGGUAUUAAGUGUUGUAUGUUUGAUUCGCAAAUUGUUGCAAUAUGCGGUUAAAUUAAUGCAUAGUUAGAAUGAUGACGGACAAGAAAAAUCUAUUUAAUUCAAUAAAGCCCAAAGAUUAUUGAAAUCUAUCUACGUGCCCACCAAUUGGUAAUAUAACUACUGUGAAAUCACCAUAGGGACUUCACUUCGAUAUUGUAAAACAUCGUUUCAUGUUUUAUAGACAGUGCAUUCAAUUUUGGUAGUGAUAAGCCAUCAACUUGUGGAUUAUUUUAACUCUGAAGAAUUUAAGCAACACCGGGUGACGUCAACUUGUCGCUGAUCUCGUGGUAAGGGAUUGUAUGUCUUACUAGUUAUGAAAUUAAUUAGUUGUAUUAUUUUCAAUUUUUAUAGCUCCUAGCAUACACCGAAGAUAUUUCGAUAAGUUUUAUUUUGUAAAGUAUUACUCCUCCAUCAAUAUUAUACUCUUUACUCCGUUGGUCAAUGUAAUUGAGCGAUUCAUAUUCCGAAAAAACUAAAUGUUGUUAAACCGGCUUUUGACUGGAGGCGCAAGCUGAAGAAACCUAAAUCAAACCUAAGCUAAACGGCCGAGUGGCGCAGUGGGCAGCGACCCUGCUUUCUGAGUCCAAGGCCGUGGGUUCGAUUCCCACAACUGGAG